Molecule: messenger RNA, 495 nt
Organism: Solanum pennellii
Lineage: Eukaryota; Viridiplantae; Streptophyta; Magnoliopsida; Solanales; Solanaceae
Exons: 2
Coding region: 1-495 (164 amino acids)
Source: RefSeq, a predicted model, not a curated record
AUGGUAGCUGGAAAAAAAGAGGAUUUCGGAGAUGAGUUAAGGCAUCAAUGGAACCGGUGUAACGCAAUUGUUCAAGGAUGGAUCAUGAGUUCUGUGACUCAGGAAUUACACACAGGCAUAGUUUAUGCAACCAGUGCAAGAGCAGUCUGGGAAGAUCUUCGGGAGCGUUUUGACAAGGUAAAUGAAUCUCGGAUUUAUCAAUUGUAUAAAGCUAUAGCCAUGAAUGUACAAGAUUUUUCUAUGCAUUUGGAAAGACAAAAGCUAAUGCAAUUCUUGAUGGGCUUAAAUGAGAACUAUGAUCAAUCACGCAGUCAAAUCUUAAUGAUUGAGCCCACUCCUAACAUCAACAAGGCAUAUGCCAUGCUUGUUGAACGAGAGAUUCAGAGAUCUAUGGAAUCUUCUUCUUUACGUGGUGAAGGUACAGAUCUGGCUGCUCUCAUGGCAGGGAAGGGGAUGUCUCAUAAAUACAACAGGGGAACUGUUCCACAAAAUUAA